Messenger RNA from Cottoperca gobio, 2268 nucleotides. It is a transcript of the gene actr10, whose product is annotated as actin related protein 10. Bases 120 to 1373 code for a protein of 417 amino acids. The transcript has 13 exons. Lineage: Eukaryota; Metazoa; Chordata; Actinopteri; Perciformes; Bovichtidae. The record is from RefSeq and is a predicted model, not a curated record.
GUCAUCGCGUUUCUGAAGACCCAACCCAACCGGAAGACAACAGAUUUUUCUACCUUUUGAUACGAUGCAAAUUUGCGACUGUCAACGCUAAGCACUAACAUUAUCUUUAAAUUGAUAAAAUGCCCUUAUUUGAUGGUUUGGGAAGUGGAGGAGAAAAGACUGCGAUCGUCAUUGAUUUAGGAGCAGCAUACACAAAAUGUGGCUUUGCCGGGGAAACGGGGCCCAGGUUCAUAAUUCCGAGCGAGAUCCGGAAACCAGGACAGCAGCAGGCCAUCAAAGUUGUUCAGUACAACAUCAACACAGAAGAGCUUUAUGUCAUCCUCAAAGAGUUUAUCCAUUUACUGUACUUCAGGCACCUGCUGGUGAACCCUCGCGACAGAAGAGUGGUCAUCAUCGAGUCCAUCCUCUGCCCGUCUCACUUCAGGGAGACGCUCACCAAGGUUUUUUUCAAACAGUUUGAGGUGCCCUCUGUGGUGUUUGCUCCAAGUCACCUCAUGGCCAUCAUGACUUUGGGCAUCAACUCUGCUCUGGUGAUGGACUGUGGCCACACAGAGACGCUGGUGCUACCUGUGUAUGAGUGCACUCCUAUUCUGCCAGCCUGGGAGGCUUUGCCUUUGGGAGGGAAAGCCAUUCAUAAAGAAUUAGAUGGACUCCUUGUGGAACAGUGCACGGUGGACACAGACACCACCGCCGGGCAGAGUGUACCUGCUGCCAUUGGGACCAUCCCAGAGGAGACUGUGGAGGAUAUCAAGGUCAGAACAUGUUUUGUCAGCGACCUGCAGAGAGGUCUGAAGAUCCAGGAAGCCAAAUUUAACCUGGAUGGUACAGCUGAACGUCCAGCCCCUCCUCCAGAUGUGGAUUAUCCUCUGGAUGGUGAGAAAAUCUUGCACGUCAAAGGAUCAAUCAGGGACUCUCUGAUGGAGAUCCUGUUUGAACAGGACAACGAAGAGAAGAGUGUGGCCUCUCUGAUACUAGAUGCUCUGGUCAAGUGCCCCAUUGACACCCGUAAGGUGCUCUCAGAGAAUCUGGUGGUGAUCGGAGGCACGGCCAUGCUGCCGGGUUUCCUGCACCGUCUGCUGGCGGAGAUACGCCUCCUGGUAGAGAAACCCAAGUACAGCGACGUGCUGGCCAGCAAAAGCUUGCGUAUACACGCUCCACCUGCAAAGCCAAACUGCACCGCCUGGCUCGGAGGCGCUAUCUUCGGGGCGCUGCAGGACAUUCUGGGCAGCAGGUCGGUGUCACGAGACUACUACAACCAGACAGGCCGCAUCCCGGACUGGUGCUGCUUGAGCUCCCCUCCUCCAGAAUCUCUCUACGAAGCGGGGAAGACGCCUCCUCCACUUAUGAAGAGAGCCUUCUCCACAGAGAAGUAGAAUGUGCUGUAACAUAAUUCAAAUAAAGUACUCUUCUCCUUUACUCUACGUGAUAGAACAGUUCAGUAAUCUUAAAUGUAACAUCUCAACACAAGUCCUGUUAAAGUGUUAACUGCACAAACAGCUCUAGAUGUUUUUAAUGUCUCUUAGUCACACAGACACAGACACAGAUGAUCAGGUGAGCUGGUUUCUGACCUCACCAGACGGAACAGAAAUUGGGAUUUUAGGCGUUUACGUUGAUAUUCUACAAGAUCCUGUGCUACAUGCAGCCGUGUUAUCGGUUUCAUUUGAAGUGUCAUUGAGCAAGACGCUGAACCUGUACGUGCUCACUCUAACUUUCACUCCACUUUGUUCUGGAUUUUGUUGGCAGUUAAAUGGAAAGAGACAUUGUGUUCAGCAGAAAUGUUUCAGAGGAUUACCAAGCUGAGCUUUAAUCAUCCAAUUGUCUGCAAAACUGCAAAAAAAGUUGCUGAACUUUGGACAAAGCCAGCGUUAUUCCAGUAUGAUGAAGUGUGGAGAACUGACAAGGUUUUCUUUUACGCUAAUGUCCCAUGAAGUUUUUCACAAAAAAAAAAGUUUAACUUAUUUAUUAUAUUGCCGUGUAAAAUGGUUGUUGAACUCAAUGAUGGCCCUGUACACUCACACAGUUAUCCCAGCUAAUAGCGGCUUGUGUUAAAGUGGUAGCACAUGAAACUGGAGGGUCAAUCAGUAGUGAUCUGAACACAUGACACACUGAACACACUGACCUGAGCAGCGGUCGAAUCAAGCUAAAUAAUUUAAAUCCCCUGUGUGCUGACCGUAGUUGUUGUUUGCAGGCUUCAAAUCAUCCAAACAAUUGAUCUGUAACCUUUAAAUCUAUCAAUUACAACAAAUAAAUGUUCAGUAUUCAAUCAGA